AUAAUUUAAUGUAUUCAUCCAUUCGAGAAUCACCAUAGAGACAUGACACAAGAUCUUUUGUCUAAGAAAUUGAGUUCUUAAAAGCUAAGUGCUUAGAAUUAGAAACAGAGAAUAGGUUAUUGUUUGAAGAAUAAUAAUAAUUAUAAAGAAGAGCCCAUGAUAUAGUAACGAAUGAUGCUAAUGUGGAAUCCUACAUUAAAGAAAAUAACAUGUUGUAGACUGAAAAUGAGAAACUUAUCAAAUUAUCAAGACAAAGAAAAACUGAUGCUGACUUAUGGAAAUCUAAAUAUGAAAAUUAAUUACAAUAAAUUUUGUAGAUGAAAUCUAAUUAUGAAUUUGAAAUCAAAUAACUUAAUGCUGAAUUAUAAAAAAUAGGAGCUGUUUUAUCUCAAGCAGAAGCUGAAAGACAACGUCAAUUAGUUGGAAUUUCUGGCUAAAUUGAGAGUUAAUCAAAUCAAGACUUUGAAAAUCUUAAGAAAGCUACCAAUUUAUAAAUAGAAAUUAGUGAAAGUUAGAUCAGAAAAUUAAGAGAUCAUAUUGAUGAAUAAAAUAACGAAAUUAGUGAUCUUUAAUAAAAGAUACUUAGAUAAAAAACAGAAGAUGAUAUAUAAAUAGAAAGAUUAUUAAAGGAAAAUGAAUUACUUAGAGUAAAAAUUCAUUAGUAGGAAUCAGAAAAACAAAGGGAAUUAGAACAUUUAAAUGAUAACCUAAAUAAUUUCUCUUAAUAAUAAAUCUAAUUGUUGAAACAUGAAUUUGCCAGACAAUCUGAUGUCUAACAAUCAGAAAUAGAUAAACUUAAAGGACUUCUUGAGAUUAAAAAUGCUGAAAUAGAAACAUUACUUGGAUAAAAUGCUAAAAAUAAGUAAAUGUUUGAAGAUUAAAUUAAUGAUUUAAGAACUGAAAUCUAAAUUUUAAAGCAGAAAUUAAUUGAUUAAGAAAGACAAGCAAGAAUGAUUCUUGAGACAUCUCUUAAAGAUUAAUAAAAUUAACACUAGAGAGAUUAAGAUACUUUGAAAUCCUAUUAUUAAACUUAAAUUGUUAAUCUAGAGAAAGAAAUUAAUGAUUUAAAGGGAAUCAUUGAACAUAAAAAUUAAUAAAUUUAAAUUUAAAUCGAAGAAAAAAAUAUCUAAAGAUAACAAUUAGAAUAACUAAUUAUUGAUUUAAGAAGAGAAAUCGAAAAUUAAAAAAUGAUUACUUUUGAAUAAGAAAAAUAAAAGAAUAAUGAGAUCAAUGAAUUGGAUGAUCAAUUUUAAAAAUCAACAUCUCUUUUAAAUGAGAAUAUUGAUUAGUAGAAAUUAUAAAUUUUGUUUUUGGAAGGUGAAAUUGAAAAACUUAAAGAAAUGUUAUCAUAAAAAACAAAAGAUUAAGAAUCAUUAAUAGCUUAAUUUAAUUUACAUAAAAGAUAAUUAGAAGAUGACAUCAGAAGAUUAAAAGAUGAAAUUCAUUCUCUGAAACAAGAAAUUUUGUAAAUUACAAGUGCUAAGAAUUAAGAAAUUCAAGAUCUUUAAUCAAAGAAUGAUAGAGUAACAAUUUAAUAUAGAGAAAAACUCAGAUAAAGUGACAUAUCUUAGGAAUAAUAAUUGUUAGAAAUUAAAAGAUUGAGAGAAGCUCUAUCAGUUAAGGAAUAAGAUAAUGAAAAUUUAGCUAAUUAAAGAAAUUUAUUAGAUAAAGAUUUAAGAAGAGCUAGAGAUGAAAUUGAAUAAUUUAAAUAGAGAUAGUUAGCUUUAGAAAAAGAAAAGGUAUUUAAUAAUAAUUAAUUUUAGUUUACAUAAUUGGAAGAUUUGAAAAAUAAAUUAGAAGCCUCAAAUUCUUAUUAGAUUAGUAAUUUGAAAAAUGCUUAUAAUACACAAAUCAGUGUGUUGCGUGAAGAAAAUGAAUAGCUGAAAUAAUAAAUGGGUUAGAGAAAACUUUAUGAUUCCACUGUGAGAAUGUGAC
This is a messenger RNA of Paramecium sonneborni, 1935 nucleotides long. The record is from the annotation of a GenBank genome assembly. NCBI's taxonomy places the organism in Eukaryota, Ciliophora, Oligohymenophorea, Peniculida, Parameciidae.